UAGUUUGACACUGUAAUUGAGUUUUUCCACAUCAACCAAGCAAGUAAAAGUGUAAAACAACCCACUCUUUUAACUCCUUUUAACAUGUCCUUUAAAAAAAAAAAAACUGUCCUAGAAAACUUACAGAUACCAUUCGGAGACGUGACAUCGCACAAACCCUAGAUUUCUGCAGGCUGCUGCUAUUCAACUGAUUUACUUGGUCACACAUCAAUAGAAAUAGAAAAAACUGCCCAAAUUCAUCGAAUUCAAUCGAUAAUCACCAAAUUAGGGUUUAGUGUUUCUGCAAACCCCAGCAAUGGGGAAGCGAUCGAAAUCGAGAUCGAAGUCGGAAUACUCAGAAGAUGAAGAACACCAUAAAUCUCGUCGUAAAUCUUCUUUCGUCUUCAUUGAUAGUGACGAUGAAGAAGCUAACGAAGAUUUGAGCCUCAAAAUUGUUGAGAAGGCUAUGUCACGCGCCUCCAACGCCGCCAAUGUUGCAGGUGACGACGAUAUCGUCACAACUGAAUUGGUAGCGUCGGAAAUCGUCAGGAAGAAGGAGAAGAAAGAGAAAAAGAUGAAGAAGAAAAUCAAGGGCAAAAAAGUUGGGACUGAAAUUCAUAUGGUCACACCGAUGAAGGAGGAAGAUAAUGUGGAGCCAACAGACGAUGUGGAAGUGGUUAAGCUAUCCGAAUCAGAUGGUGUUGACAACUCCAAUUCUAAUAAUGUUGUUCUACGAAAGCUUCUUCGCGGACCAAGAUAUUUUGACCCUCCAGAUAAGAGUUGGGGAGCAUGUUUUAAUUGUGGUGAGAAUGGCCAUUCAGCAGUUAAUUGCACGUCGGCUAGGAGAAAGAAGCCUUGCUUUAUAUGUGGGAGUCUUGAGCACGAGGUGAAACAAUGUCAAAAGGGAAAGGAUUGCUACAUAUGCAAGGGAGAGGGUCAUCGUGCCAAAGAUUGUCCUAAAAAGUUUAAGCGCAGUUCUCAGGCCUCAGAUUUGUGUUUAAAAUGUGGUGCUUCUGCUCAUUCCAUGUCCUCAUGCAACAGUGGCUACUUACCUGAUGAUCUCAAGGAAAUUAAGUGUUAUGUUUGCAAGAGAUUUGGACAUCUUUGCUGUGUGGACUAUUAUGAUGCUCUUUUAAGUGAAGCUUCAUGUUUCAAAUGUGGUCAGUCAGGACAUGAUGGACAGGAAUGCAGAAGAUCACGGGGAGAAACAUCAUCUGCAGGUACUCCGACAUCAUGUUUUAAGUGCGGUGAAGAAGGGCACUUUGCUCGUGAAUGCACAAAUUCUUCUAAGGCGAAGAAAAGAACUCGUGAUUUAUCAACUCCAACCAAGAAAUACCCUAGUGACUACAAGACCAGCAAAGGAUUUAAAUCUGCCCCACAUGAUUUUGGCAAUACCCAUAAGAGAUUUGACAACGGAAGUCCUACCUGGUCGAGCAAAUCUAACAGGAGGAGUGGCUGGAUGACAGAUCACCCAGGUGAUCUGCCCCCUAAAAAUGGCUCAUAUGGCUGGAGGUCUCCUUCUGCACCAAACAAGAAGCACAAGAUAUUUGGUUUGACUGCGGGUGGUCAAGGUUCAAACACGCAGUCUUCAAAACGACGGAAUAAGUUCAGUUCUGGUACUCCAAUUAAACAAGGAUAUUCAAAUCAUUAUCCACAUGGAUUUUCUGCGUCAAGGUUUGGUAACUCUAGUAGUGAUGGGACGAGGAGAAACUACAAUUGGUGGUAGUAGCAAGUAUACCAAUAGUAUUGGGCUUAAAUUUAUCUUGAUAUGUAUGUGUUUUUUCCCUCUAGAUGUUCCCUUAUUAGCAGUUAGCAAUGGUAGUAUCAUAGAUCUCUUAUUAUAUUCAAUUAUAUUUUUGUCCAAAUUUACAAUUAUCGUUUCAUUGACUGUAACAAUUCAGAAAUUUUGGUCAUGGAAGCAAGGUUUUGUGUCA
Messenger RNA from Chenopodium quinoa (quinoa), 1913 nucleotides. Its product is annotated as protein AIR2-like. Bases 296 to 1705 code for a protein of 469 amino acids. Gene Ontology annotation, molecular function: nucleic acid binding; zinc ion binding. The transcript is spliced from 7 exons. The record is from RefSeq and is a predicted model, not a curated record. Lineage: Eukaryota; Viridiplantae; Streptophyta; Magnoliopsida; Caryophyllales; Amaranthaceae.